This is a messenger RNA of Contarinia nasturtii (swede midge), 636 nucleotides long. RefSeq lists its product as uncharacterized. The transcript is spliced from 2 exons. The coding region runs from base 52 to 459 and encodes 135 amino acids. The record is from RefSeq and is a predicted model, not a curated record. NCBI's taxonomy places the organism in Eukaryota, Metazoa, Arthropoda, Insecta, Diptera, Cecidomyiidae.
CAUCAUUCGAUCUUCACUUUCAUUAAAAAGACAUAUCGAGCUAUAAUCAAAAUGUUGUCAAAGACAUUAUUUUUGCUAUUCGCAACUUCGUUCGUUCUUGUUCACUGCUCGCCAGUUGCAGAGCCAGAAGCUGAUCCAGAGGCGUUGGCUGUGGCUGAUGCUGAUGCUGAGGCAGAACCACUUGCUUUGGCCGAUCCAGAAGCUCUUGCCGACCCAAUCGCAUUUCCACUUAAAAAACAAGCCAAAAGACGAUCAAGCAGUAGCCUUCAAAAGAACAAAUGUAUUAAAGUUAAAGUAGAAAAGGUUCGUAGUUCAUCGAAAUGUUCAUGCAAGAAAGGCAAAAAAUGCCGUAAAUGCAGAAAAUGCCGCAGAUGCAGCACCACUGCCACAACUGCCUCUACAGCAUCAACUGCUUCAACUGCUUCAACUGCUUCAACCGCUUCAACCGCCUCCACUUAAGAAGCAUUACUUUGACCGGCUUUUUUCCUACUUUACAUACGAUUAUGUAUCUUAUUUAAUUUACCUACAAUGGAUUUACGAAUUUAUAUCAUCAAACACCAUUAUUUAUUUCCUUAUGUACACGAUAAACAGGCUUAACCUGUAUAAAUAAAAAAAAUUGCAUUUGAAAAGAACAAA